UCCAUCUACUCAUACAUACCACCAUGGUGGACCCAAACUCACGCCGCGUCGGCGACACCGAGCGCAGCUGGUGCCGCGCCGCACUCGGCGGCACCGGAAUCGCCGUCCUGGCCCUCCGAACCUCCUCCCCGCCGGACAUUCCCCGCCUCCAAGCCGCCCUCCACAAGCUCCAAUCCUCCCACCCGAUCCUCCGCUCCCGCCUCCACUCCAACGCCGCCGCCACCUCCUUCUCCUUCCUGACCUCCGGGGCGCCCUCCCUCAAGCUCCAGUCCCAGACGCUCCCCGCCUCCGCCUCCGCCGACCCCCUCCACCAGGUCCUGGAGCUGGAGCUCAACCGCAACACGUGGCGCGACUCCCCCUCCGACGCCGAGGACCUCCUCUUCGCCACGCUCUACGAAGUCCAAGGCGCCUCCACCCGCGUCCUGGCGCUGCGCCUCCACGUGUCCGCCUGCGACCGCACCACCGCGCUGCUGCUGCUCCAGGAGCUCCUGGUCCUCAUGGGAGAAGAGGACGCUGCGAAUGCGAAUGCGAAUGGUGAUUAUUGUGAUCGUAGAGAAGAGGCUAACUUGGCCAUCGAAGACCUCGUGCCACGUGCCAAGGCUAAGAAACCCGUGUGGACGCGCGGUCUCAACAUGCUCUCCUACUCGCUUAGCUCGCUCAGGCUCUCUAAUCUCAACUUCGUUGACACCAAAGGCCCCAGGUUUUCCCAACUACUCAGGUUCCAACUCAACCAAAAUCAGACCAACCAACUUCUCGCUGGUUGCAAGUGCAGUGGGAUUAAACUAUGUGGGGCUCUUGUUGCUGCGGGAUUGAUGGCUGCUCAUUGCCCCAAGCGUAGCUCCAGGAAGUAUGGGGUUGUAACCCUCACUGAUUGCCGAUCCAAUCUCGAACCUCCUCUCUCUGACAAUUUUGGAUUUUACCACUCUGCCAUUCUGAAUUCCCACGAGGUGAAGGGAGAGGAAUCGAUGUGGGAGCUAGCGAAGAGAACAUACGAAGCAUUCGCGAACUCCAAAAAGAGCAACAAGCACUUGUCGGACAUGGCGGACCUAACUUUUCUGAUGUGCAAGGCGAUAGAGAACCCGGGGCUGACGCCGUCGUCGUCGCUGAGAACCUCCGUGAUGGCGGUGUUCGAGGACACGCUGGUGGACAACGGCGGCGCCAAGCAGCGGCAGAUCGGGGUGGAGGACUACGUCGGGUGCGCCUCCGUUCACGGGGUGGGACCCUCCAUCGGAAUUUUCGACACCAUAAGAGACGGAAGCUUGGAUUGCGUUUGCGUGUACCCUGCGCCGUUGCACUCGCGGGAACAGAUGCAACAGAUUCUCGAUAAGAUGAAGGCUAUACUUAUUGAAGCUGCAAAGAGUUACACUGCAUGAGGAGGAUACUGUUACUGUCAUAUCAAAAAUCAUAAUUAAUAAUGAAGAGGGUUCCGUUUAGAAUAAGAUUUAUUUUGUUUAAUAA
This is a messenger RNA of Cajanus cajan (pigeon pea), 1458 nucleotides long. RefSeq lists its product as uncharacterized. The record is from RefSeq and is a predicted model, not a curated record. NCBI's taxonomy places the organism in Eukaryota, Viridiplantae, Streptophyta, Magnoliopsida, Fabales, Fabaceae.